CAGUUUUCUGUGCUCUUUUCUCACAACAACAUUUUCACUAUUCUUUCAUCACUUUCUCUCUCUAAAAACCUUAGUAAUUUAUAGUGAGAGAAACAAACCUUCGUUUUCUCUCACUCUUUCACUCAACUCUUCAAAUACCUAAAAUUCCAAACACCGUUUUCGAUUAUCUUUUUGUUCUAAGCUUUCAACAUGGUCAGGAAGAGGAGAACUGAUGGACCCAGUGGUGCUGAAGGUUCUGAAGGUCAGCAGAGGACUUCGCCUCCUCAACAGCAAGGUGCUGUAACUGGUGGUGCUGGAUAUCAGGGAGGCGGAGGACCUCAAGGAGGUCGUGGCUAUGCUCCCCAGGGUGGUCGUGGCGAUUAUGGUGGUGGCCGCGGUGAUUAUGGCGGUGGUCGUGGAGACUAUGGAGGUGGGCGUGGUGACUAUGGUGGCGGACGAGGUGCUUAUGGUGGUGGUGGACGAGGUGGCCGUGGGAUGCCCCAACAACAGUAUGGGGGGCCUCCGAGGGGAGGACCUCCUCAACAACAACAGCAGUACGGUGGACCUCCGGAAUAUCAAGGAAGGGGUAGAGGACCUUCUCAACAGCCAGGUGGCCGUGGGUACGGUGGUGGAAGAGGUGGAUAUAGCGGUGGUGUUGGUGCUGGUGCUGGCCAUGAUGUUGUUUCAUCCUAUGGAGGCCCACCAAGGCAACCCUCAUACCCCGAGCUGCACCAAGCAACCCCUGUAUCUUCUGCUCCCUACCAAGUCCCUGUGUUGCCUCCAGCUGCAUCCCAUUCCGAGGCUAGUUCUUCUCAGCCACCAGAAGUGACUGAAGUGGAGCAGGAUUUGGGACAGUUGACAAUCCAGUCAGAUGAGACUCCUGCUCCUCCUCCUCCUCCUCAAAGUAAAUCCUCACUGAGGUUUCCCCUUCGUCCUGGAAAAGGGAGCUACGGUAGGAAAACUUUAGUGAAGGCAAACCAUUUCUUUGCUGAGUUGCCUAAGAAGGAUCUUCAUCAGUAUGAUGUUACAAUUACUCCUGAAGUUACAUCUAGAGGGGUUAACCGUGCUGUUAUGGAGCAGCUUGUAAGGCUGUACCGUGAUUCUCACCUUGGAAAGAGGCUUCCUGCUUACGAUGGCCGUAAGAGUCUCUAUACUGCUGGACCGCUUCCUUUUAUUUCAAAGGACUUCAGAAUCACCCUUGUUGAUGAAGAUGAUGGAUCUGGUGGACAGAGGAGGGACAGGGAGUUCAAAGUUGUGAUUAAAUUGGCUGCACGUGCUGACCUUCACCACCUGGGACUCUUUUUGGAGGGGAGGCAAACUGAUGCGCCUCAGGAAGCUCUGCAGGUUCUUGACAUUGUUCUCCGGGAGCUUCCUACCUCCAGGUAUUGUCCAGUGGGAAGAUCCUUUUAUUCACCUGAUCUAGGUAGAAGGCAGCCUUUAGGUGAGGGAUUGGAAAGUUGGCGUGGUUUCUACCAAAGCAUUCGUCCUACUCAAAUGGGACUAUCUCUGAACAUUGAUAUGUCGUCAACGGCUUUCAUUGAGCCAUUACCUGUCAUUGAGUUCGUUACCCAGUUGCUUAACAGGGAUGUCUCUGCCAGGCCUUUGUCUGAUGCUGAUAGAGUGAAGAUCAAAAAGGCACUUCGUGGUAUCAAAGUUGAAGUCACACAUCGUGGCAAUAUGAGGAGAAAAUAUCGCAUUGCUGGUCUGACUUCCCAAGCUACCAGAGAAUUAACAUUCCCUGUGGAUGAGAGGGGUACCAUGAAGUCUGUUGUGGAGUAUUUCUUUGAGACGUAUGGUUUUGUCAUUCAACAUACUCAGUGGCCUUGUUUGCAAGUUGGAAACCCACAGAGGCCUAAUUACCUCCCAAUGGAGGUCUGCAAGAUUGUGGAGGGCCAAAGGUACUCCAAAAGACUUAAUGAGAGGCAGAUUACAGCCUUGCUCAAGGUUACUUGUCAGCGUCCCCUUGACAGAGAGCGGGACAUUAUGCAGACAGUACAUCACAAUGCCUACCACGAAGAUCCCUAUGCUAAGGAGUUUGGAAUUAAAAUCAGUGAUCGGCUUGCUCAAGUGGAAGCUCGCAUCCUUCCUGCACCUUGGCUCAAAUAUAAUGAUACAGGUAGAGAAAAGGAUUGUCUACCCCAAGUUGGCCAGUGGAAUAUGAUGAACAAGAAAAUGUUCAAUGGUGGAUCGGUUAAAUACUGGUUAUGUGUUAACUUUUCAAGGACUGUGCAAGAUAGUGUUGCACGUGGCUUCUGCUAUGAGCUUGCCCAGAUGUGUUAUGUAUCUGGCAUGGAGUUUAAUGCAGAGCCAGUAGUUCCUGCUCUUACUGCUCGUCCUGACCAAGUAGAGAAAGUUCUUAAAAAUCGGUAUCAUGAUGCGAAGAGCAAGAUGCCUAAAGACAAAGAGCUUGACCUGCUCAUUGUUAUAUUGCCUGAUAAUAAUGGCUCUCUCUAUGGUGACCUUAAAAGGAUAUGUGAGACUGACUUGGGGGUUGUUUCCCAGUGCUGUUUAACUAAACAUGUCUUUAAGAUGAGCAAGCAGUACCUUGCAAAUGUUGCUUUGAAAAUCAAUGUGAAGGUUGGGGGUAGGAAUACAGUGCUUGUUGAUGCACUUUCUCGACGCAUUCCACUUGUUAGUGACAGGCCUACAAUCAUUUUUGGUGCUGAUGUUACUCAUCCACACCCUGGAGAGGAUUCAAGCCCAUCAAUAGCAGCUGUUGUUGCUUCUCAAGAUUGGCCCGAAAUUACCAAGUAUGCUGGUUUGGUUUGUGCCCAAGCACAUCGCCAAGAGCUCAUUCAAGAUCUUUUCAAACAAUGGCAAGAUCCAGUCAGGGGGACAUUGACCGGUGGAAUGAUCAAGGAGCUUCUUAUAUCUUUCCGUAGAGCUACUGGACAAAAGCCCCAGCGCAUCAUCUUUUACAGAGAUGGAGUGAGCGAGGGACAAUUUUACCAGGUGCUGUUGUUUGAGCUUGAUGCGAUCCGGAAGGCUUGUGCAUCCCUUGAACCCAACUAUCAGCCUCCUGUGACUUUUGUUGUGGUUCAAAAACGUCAUCAUACUAGGCUCUUUGCUAGUAACCACCAAGACAAGAGCUCUGUUGAUCGGAGUGGCAAUAUAUUGCCUGGUACUGUUGUGGAUUCUAAGAUCUGCCAUCCCACAGAAUUUGACUUUUAUCUUUGCAGCCAUGCUGGAAUUCAGGGCACAAGCCGUCCCGCUCACUAUCAUGUGCUGUGGGAUGAGAAUAAUUUUAGUGCUGAUGGUCUUCAAAGUUUAACUAAUAACCUGUGCUACACAUAUGCCAGAUGCACCCGUUCUGUUUCUAUUGUGCCCCCAGCAUAUUAUGCACAUUUGGCUGCAUUCAGGGCUAGGUUCUACAUGGAGCCUGAGACCUCUGACAGUGGCUCAAUGACAAGCGGUGCUGUUUCUCGUGGAGGAGCUGGAGCUGCUGUAGGACGUAGUACCCGUGCUCCUGGAGCUAAUGCUGCUGUUAGACCCCUGCCUGCAUUGAAGGACAAUGUCAAGAAGGUCAUGUUCUACUGUUGAUAACAUUUGAAGUUGGCUGAAGAACUGAAGAAGAGUUGAGAUAACAUUUGAAGUUGGCUGAAGAAGAGUAUGAGAAACUUAUGUUUAGUUAUUUUGGAACUAUCUUGAGAUAUGAGAUAUUUUUGUUAUGUCUUUGGUUUUUAUUGUUAAGAGGUUUGUUUUGAACAAUUUUAUCGUUUUGUGACUCAUCUGUUGUGUCAUGAACAUGAUUUGAUACCAGAUGCAAACUAUGUUUGCUGUUGAAUUGAGACCAUGUUUCAAUAUAUUGACAGCGUUUGGAUUUAUUUUGAUGGAAUUGUUACUAUCGUUGUUAUUGUGUCCA
This is a messenger RNA of Medicago truncatula (barrel medic), 3841 nucleotides long. RefSeq names its product protein argonaute 1. Bases 190 to 3519 code for a protein of 1109 amino acids. The transcript is spliced from 22 exons. NCBI's taxonomy places the organism in Eukaryota, Viridiplantae, Streptophyta, Magnoliopsida, Fabales, Fabaceae. The record is from RefSeq and is a predicted model, not a curated record. Gene Ontology annotation, molecular function: RNA binding; protein binding.